Molecule: messenger RNA, 1400 nt
Organism: Ceratotherium simum simum (southern white rhinoceros)
Lineage: Eukaryota; Metazoa; Chordata; Mammalia; Perissodactyla; Rhinocerotidae
Gene: HTR6
Product: 5-hydroxytryptamine receptor 6
Biological process (GO): adenylate cyclase-modulating G protein-coupled receptor signaling pathway; G protein-coupled receptor signaling pathway, coupled to cyclic nucleotide second messenger; chemical synaptic transmission
Cellular component (GO): plasma membrane; dendrite
Molecular function (GO): neurotransmitter receptor activity; G protein-coupled serotonin receptor activity
Source: RefSeq, a predicted model, not a curated record
GGGACCCCUCUCGGGCCUCAAGUCCUCGCCCUCCAUCCCCCGCCCCCAUGGUCCCAGAUCCAGGCCCUGCCAACAACAGCACCCUAGACUCGGGAUCGGGGCCGCCGUCGGACCCGGAGGGGAGCGUCUGGGUGGCAGCCGCGCUGUGUGUGGUCAUCACGCUGACGGCUGCGGCCAACUCGCUGCUCAUCGCGCUCAUCUGCACGCAGCCGGCGCUGCGCAACACGUCCAACUUCUUCCUGGUGUCUCUCUUCACCUCGGACCUGAUGGUGGGGCUGGUGGUGAUGCCGCCGGCCAUGCUGAACGCGCUGUACGGGCGCUGGGUGCUGGCGCGCGACCUCUGCCUGCUCUGGGCCGCCUUCGACGUGAUGUGCUGCAGCGCCUCCAUCCUCAACCUCUGCCUCAUCAGCCUGGACCGCUACCUGCUCAUCCUCUCGCCGCUGCGCUACAGGCUGCGCAUGACGCCCCCGCGCGCCCUGGCGCUGGUCCUGGGCGCCUGGAGCCUCGCCGCGCUCGCCUCCUUCCUGCCGCUGCUGCUGGGCUGGCACGAGCUGGGCCGCGCGCGGGCACCCGCCCCAGGCCAGUGCCGCCUGCUGGCCAGCUUGCCCUUCGUCCUCGUGGCGUCGGGCCUCACCUUCUUCCUGCCCUCGGGCGCCAUCUGCUUCACCUACAGCAGGAUCCUGCUGGCCGCCCGCAAGCAGGCCGUGCAGGUGGCCUCCCUCACCACCGGCACGGCGGGCCAGGCCUUGGAGACGCUGCAGGUACCCAGGACCCCACGCCCAGGGGCGGAGUCGGCUGACAGCAGGCGUCUGGCCACCAAGCACAGCAGGAAGGCCUUGAAGGCCAGCUUAACUCUGGGCAUCCUGCUGGGCAUGUUCUUUGUGACUUGGCUGCCCUUCUUUGUGGCCAACAUAGUCCAGGCUGUGUGCAGCUGCAUCUCCCCAGGCCUCUUCGACGUCCUCACGUGGCUGGGAUACUGUAACAGCACCAUGAACCCCAUCAUCUACCCACUCUUCAUGCGGGACUUCAAGCGGGCCCUGGGCCGGUUCCUGCCGUGUCCCCGCUGCCCCCGGGAGCACCAGGCCAGCCUUGCCUCCCCCUCCAUGCGAACCUCUCACAGUGGCCCCCGGCCAGGCCUGAGCCUGCAGCAUGUUCUACCACUGCCCCUGCCCCCGGGCUCGGACUCUGACUCGGGCUCGGGGUGCUCCUCAGGCCUGCAGCUCAGGGCCCAGCUGCUGCUGCCUGGAGAGGCCGCCCGGGACCCCCUGCCACCUGCCAGGGCCACUGCCACGGUCAGCUUCUUCAACAUGGAUCCUGUGGAGCCCGAGCUGCGGCUGCGUCCGCUUGGUACCCCCACUAACUGAUCCAGGCUUGGAGCUGGUCGGCGGGGAGUUGGACUG